Molecule: messenger RNA, 1873 nt
Organism: Aspergillus saccharolyticus JOP 1030-1
Lineage: Eukaryota; Fungi; Ascomycota; Eurotiomycetes; Eurotiales; Aspergillaceae
Product: MDR family MFS transporter
Exons: 5
Coding region: 29-1588 (519 amino acids)
Biological process (GO): transmembrane transport
Molecular function (GO): transmembrane transporter activity
Source: RefSeq, a predicted model, not a curated record
CUCAGGACCAAACCCUUUCCAAACGGCAAUGCCUCGGGAGACAGAAAUGCCCGGCAACGAGAGUCCGACAGAGCCUGAGUCUGACAAGCCGGAGAAAACCUGCGAGUCUCCCAAUGUCACCAUUUCCGGGGCUGAAUGUCCUCGUGGAAAAUACCUCACGGGAUGGAGAUUAUCAGCUCUUCUGUUAUGUCUGGGAGUGAGCACCUUUCUUACGGGGCUGAAUGAAAGUCUGGUCGCCACGGCGAUCCCUAAGAUCACUGCUCAUUUCCAUUCAGUUGAUCAAAUGGGCUGGUACGGAACAGCAUAUUUCCUAUCUUCAUCUUGUUCGAUCCUUUUUUUUGGCAGACUAUACAACCAGUACCCAGCGAAGCCAAUCUUGGUCGGCUCAAUCGCCUUGUUUGAGGUCGGCUGCCUGGUCAGCGGAACCGCGACGACUUCUGCGGCCUUCAUAGUGGGCCGGCUCUUGUCUGGCUUUGGCUGUGCUGGGAUGAACACGGGCUGCUUAACAGUGCUUGCCCAUGCCGUUCCUCUUGAGCGACGACCCAUUUUUUCCGCCAUUAUCGAUGGCGGCUAUGGCGUUGCCUCGUCCUGUGGCCCACUGGUCGGCGGAGCGAUCACAAGUCGGGUCUCGUGGCGAUGGUGCUUUCUCGUCAAUACCCCCCCGGGUGCCCUGUGCAUUCUCGUCAUCCUGUUGGUCUAUCGAGACCAGUAUAUCCCCGCCGGUCGAUCAGAGCGGCUGGUGACGCAGAUUGCCUCCUUAGACCUGGUGGCUACCCUUCUUUUCGCAGCGACGGUGGCUUGUCUGAUUCUACCGCUACAGUGGGGGGGCAGUACCUUCCCAUGGCAUAGCGCCAGGGUGAUUGUCUUGUUCAUCUUGUUCGGCGUCUUCCUGGCCACCUUGAUUGUCCAUCAAGUCUGGCGGGGAGAGGCUGCGAUGAUCCCCAGCCGAGUGAGCCGGAAAAAAGAGAUGAUUGGUGCACCUCUGUAUGCCUUUUUUGUCGGAGGCACCGCCAAUCUCCUCGAGUACUAUCUUCCAAUUUGGUUUCAGGAGGUUUGGUUUGUCAGUCCCCUGCGAUCGGGCAUAUAUACCAUUCCCAUGGUGGCCGGAUUUGUCGUCUUCAGUCUUGUCGCCGGGUUUGGCGUUUCUUCCACUGGAUACUAUCUGCCGUUCAUGUACUUGGGCAGCUGCGCGCUCAUUGCCGGUUCAGCGCUCCUGACCACGAUCCAUCCGGCGUCGCAGCUGGCCUCCUUGAUUGGCUUUGAGAUUCUCAUUGGUGUUGGGGGUGGUUCCGGAAUCCAGCAAGCGUAUUUGGUUGCUCAGACGGCCUUGGCUACCCAGGACGUCGCCAUUGGCCUCGCAGUCAUUGUUCUGGCACAGACCCUGGGCGGGGCGGUUUUGCUGUCCAUCACGAGCAGCAUCGUUCAGGGUCGACUGGAGACUGCAACCAACGGCGGCGACCCGUCGGUCAUCAGUAGGGCCAUUAUCCCUGCAUUUUAUCUCGCCAUUGCGGCCGGGGUGGGCUCCCUUGUGUCUCUGCUACUGCUGAGAAUGAGAUCAAUUAAAGGAACCGCGAGCGACUCCAAGUAGCCUGAGUUCUUUUGGGGGAACCCUUUUCAGUAGACCAAGGAAAACGCACCGGAGUCUUCCGCGACUUCGUAAGGAAGAUUGACUCCUCUUGAUUGGCGAGCUACUGGAAAGAAGGAUCUACGGAGUAGUAAUGGCAGGUUUUGCGCGAGAGGGCAGUGUUAAGAGGUUGAUGGUGGCUAAUGACUGCUACUAUAGCAGGCUAGCCGACCGCACAGAGACGAUAUGAGAGAAAUUUGGAGAGAGAAGUAAAGAGAGAGUUUGCCAACCACUGACAGUAGACGUGCC